Messenger RNA from Vitrella brassicaformis, 1067 nucleotides. Lineage: Eukaryota; Vitrellaceae. The record is from the annotation of a GenBank genome assembly.
GGAGGCAGACACAAGUGCGUUUCGCGCUGCUUGAAUAUGCUUAUAUGCUGUCUCAAGAGCGUUCCAUCUCGCGACCAGUGUCCUUAUUCCUGCUCGGAUCGCAACACGCGGGGGUGGCUCGAACAGGAGGAAACCCGACGUGUCCUGCUCGACCGUCGCGUUUGCUCGUCCUCGAGCGGCCCGCCCCCCGCACGUCACUCAAGGCACAGCACACAUGCACCCAAACCUCACGUUGCCUUCUGCCUGCCUCCUCCCUCCCUCCCUCCCUCCCUCUUGCCGUGAAUCGAAUCAGUCAAGCCAGUAGUCUGCCCAGCUGUGCCUGCCUAAAAUUGCCGCUCAGCAGACAGCACCUGACCAGCAAAUCGGCCCGUGGCCAAACGACGCCAACGUAUUUUCCUCCAGUCGGGGCCUCGGUUGCACAACCGAGGUGCCCUCUCGCAGUUCGCUGUACACCAACACACAUGGGCGCUCGGACGGUCGUGAAAAGGGUCACAGUAGACCCGGCAGCCACGGCACACCAAUCAGCUGGUGAGGUCGAGUCUGCCCUCCUCCUUGGCUCGAGCCACAAGGUACUCGAUGGCGCUGCGGACGAAGUAAAAGUUGGAGCUCUCAUAGUCGUCCUCAGGGAUAGUGAUGUCAAGCUCCUCCUCAACCCUGCAGCACACACACAGACGGACACACACACGGUGGCAUGCAAUGCCACGCAGUGGGGCGCUGCACUGCAACUGGUUGUGCAGGUGACUUCCCCCUCCCUCUCCCUCUCCUGCCCACCUUGCGAGCGCCUCAACCUGCCCGACACUAUCGAGCAUGAGGUCGAAGUUGAUGUGGUCCUCCUCGCUGAUCUCGUCGACGCUCUUGCACGACACGUCGGCCAGCACCUCCUUGACAGUGAUGACGAUGUCAGACUCUCGCAGCACCGGCUUGCUGCUCGUUGCUGCCAGAAGCCUCAGAUGCGUCGGUCGAGGGGGCGAGGGAGGGGAGGGGAUGAAAGAUGGAGCCGCCGCCGCAUCAGAAAGGCUCAGGAUAGAGAGGAAAGAGGAGAGAAUCAGAUGCACGAUGGAGACCAU